AUGCAGACGACUGCUCUGCUGCUCGUGGUGGUUCUCGCGGUUGCGCUCGGCUCCGCGAAUGCGCAGACCCCGCUCGGAAGCUGGCAGACCGGCCGCAGCACCUUCUACCAGGGCAUCGACGGCGGCAACUGCGGCUUCGGCGGCAUCUCGUCCACCCAGUUCCCCUUCCGCUAUAUCGCUGCUCCGAACACGGCGUUCUACGCUGAUGCGAAGGCGUGCGGCAAGUGCUUCGAGGUCAAGUGCACGAGCUCGGACUACAUGAGCAACGCGUGCCUCGGCGGGAGCGUGAUCGUGGAGGUGACCGACCAGUGCCCGUGCGCCGGCAACGAGAGGUGGUGCUGCGGCGACAAGGUCCACUUCGACAUGAGCCCCGAGGCCUUCUCCCGGAUCGCCAACACCGGCGCCGGCGUCAUCAACACCCAGUUCAGGCCCGUCACCUGCCCCGUCUCCGGCAAUCUGAGGGUGCAGAUCAAGGACGGCGCCAACCAGUGGUGGUUCGCCCUGCUGGCCAGCAACGUGGGCGGCAGCGGCGAGGUGACCAAUCUCGAGGUGUCCGACGGCAACAACGGCCAGUGGACCGCCAUGCAGCGCCAGAGCUACAACUACUGGAUCGCGACGUCGGGCGCCGGCUUCAGAUUCCCGCUGGGCGUGCGCGUGUCGCAGAACUCGAAGGUCAUCACCGGCACCAUCCCCAUACAUGUCGGCCGGCGCCGUGUUCGAGCUGACCACCAACUUUGCCUAAAACUGCCGCUCGCAUUUUGUGUAUUUUACUUUUUAACAACAACAUGUUAUGAAUAUGUUUGA
This is a messenger RNA of Acanthamoeba castellanii str. Neff, 804 nucleotides long. Its product is annotated as Expansin, putative. The coding region runs from base 1 to 804 and encodes 267 amino acids. The transcript is spliced from 3 exons. NCBI's taxonomy places the organism in Eukaryota, Discosea, Longamoebia, Acanthamoebidae. Gene Ontology annotation, cellular component: extracellular region. Gene Ontology annotation, biological process: plant-type cell wall organization. The record is from RefSeq and is a predicted model, not a curated record.